Messenger RNA from Hansenula ciferrii, 1425 nucleotides. RefSeq names its product Pentatricopeptide repeat-containing protein. The transcript has a single exon. Gene Ontology annotation, molecular function: protein binding. The coding region runs from base 1 to 1425 and encodes 474 amino acids. Lineage: Eukaryota; Fungi; Ascomycota; Saccharomycetes; Phaffomycetales; Wickerhamomycetaceae. The record is from RefSeq and is a predicted model, not a curated record.
AUGACAAGUUUAGGACUUCGGGUUAUCGACUUGCUACAAAAACCAGCAACUUACGAAUCAUUUCAACAUUUAUGCCAACGCUUCAAGACUAGAAUCUAUCUCCCCAAAUUCAAUAAGGCACAAGAAGUUGGUGAAAACCAAACAAAUAUAAGAAAUCAAAGACUAUCUGUUCCAAGGAAAUCAUGCUUGAAGACAACAUAUGUCAACUUGUUAAGAAAUCUUUAUCCUCUGGAACAUGUUAAUCAUGAAAAGCUUUACAAUGCUUAUAGUUCAUUGCCUUCUCCACAACCAUUACAUGUGCAACCACAACAUUUGGAACAACUCAUGGAUCAAUUUGUUAACUCGGGAGGUAAUUUCAGAGGUAGAAAUGCAAGGUUUUUAACGGAUAUCAUCUCUGAUUUAGCUAAUUGCGGUAUGAAGCUUUCAAUAAGAGAAAUUAAUAAUUAUUUGUACUUGAUGAAUUAUAAUCAAGAUACUGAUCUAACUAUUGUUAAAGGUAGUUAUCACUCAAUUUUAGAUAUGGGUGAGUUUAACAUGAGUACUUUCAAUACAUUUUUAAAAAUAGGGAUUGAUAAACAAGAUGAAGGCUUUAUGAGUCAAAUUCUGGAUGAUAUUGUUUCCAACAAUUUUAAAUUUGAUCGCUUCACAUAUGAUAUGUUGAUGAGAUAUGCAGGUUCUUGUGGAGACUAUGAGCGAUGCUUGGUUUUCUUUGAAAUGUUCUUGGAUGAAGGCCAUAUUCUUGAUAUUUCAAUGAUAAAUACUGUGAUUACUGUUCUUUUGGAAAACAAUCAAAUUCAAGAGGCAACUGAGAUUGUUGAUUUAAUUUUCAAGAAACCUGAAAUAAACAACACGUUUAAUAUUCUUGAAUCUAAUUUUUCAAAUUCAACACAUGAAAGGCGGAUUAAUGCCCAAGAAUUGACGUUCUUGGAUUUUCAUAAAAUACAAACCCCAAAUGAACUACUAUUCAAGCCUGUACCGACUUUAUCAACUUUUCAGCCUUUGAUAAAGUAUUUCACAACAGCUGAACAUUUUAAUCUAUCUAAAAUCUUCAAGUGUUUGGAAGAAAUGAAUGAUUUAAAAAUUGCUAUUCCUCAAAGUAUUUACAUCAAUAUUUUCAAUAGCUUGAAAGAGCAAGAUAUCAAGGAUCUUCAAUAUUUGAAAUUUAUUCUUAAUUUCAUGAUGAAUGAGACAAAUCUCAAGUUCAAUAGUCCAUUAUUUGAUUCCAUAAUUGAUACAUUUUUGAAGCAUUCAGGGUAUCAGAACAAAUUGAUAAAUGGUAUUGAAAAUCAAUGGUUGACCCUGAAACAAAACAUGAGAGGUACACCUUAUUCAAGAAGAUCUGAAGAGAUUGAAGAAUUCAGUACAGAAUCUAUCAACAAGUUGCUCAUGUUUUACGAACCGAGAGACCAGCAAAUUUUGUCCUAA